Rhincodon typus (whale shark) is the source of this 2590-nucleotide messenger RNA. It is a transcript of the gene lrfn5a, whose product is annotated as leucine rich repeat and fibronectin type III domain containing 5a. The transcript has 2 exons. NCBI's taxonomy places the organism in Eukaryota, Metazoa, Chordata, Chondrichthyes, Orectolobiformes, Rhincodontidae. Gene Ontology annotation, molecular function: protein binding. Bases 10 to 2334 code for a protein of 774 amino acids. The record is from RefSeq and is a predicted model, not a curated record.
UGAUUUACAAUGGAAAAACUGCUUUUUUAUCUGCUGUUAAUUGGUAUGACAGUGAGGGCCCAGGUCUGUCCCAAGCGUUGUAUCUGUCAAAAUCUGUCUCCAAACCUUGCAACUCUUUGUGCCAAAAAAGGACUUCUCUUUGUCCCAGCAAACAUUGACAGAAGGACAGUGGAGCUACGUUUAGGAGAUAAUUUUAUUACAAUCAUUAAAAGGAAAGACUUUGCUAAUAUGACCAGCCUGGUAGACCUUACAUUGUCAAGGAAUACAAUAAAUUAUGUUGCACCGCAAGCAUUUGCAGACCUGCGCAAUUUGCGGGCCUUACAUUUGAAUAGCAACAGACUAACCCAGAUCACAAAUGACAUAUUUAGUGGACUUUCAAACCUUCACCAUUUAGUGGUUAAUAACAACCAACUAAUUGACAUUUCCUCUGAAGCUUUUAAUGAUAUUUUGUUGUCUCUUGAAGAGUUGGAUGUAUCCUAUAAUAAUUUAAAAUCUAUUCCCUGGGAAGCAGUUCAGAAAAUGGUCAACUUGCAUACAUUCAGCAUGGACCAUAACAUGAUUGAACAAAUUGACGAGGGGACUUUUUCCCAUCUUCACAAGUUGACUCGAUUGGACAUGACGUCUAAUAAAUUGCGGAAGCUACCACCUGAUACCUUGUUCACGAGAGCUCAGGUACUAGCCUACUCAGGACUCCUGAACCCACCAAGUUUUACUUUGAGCUUUGGAGGAAAUCCCUUACAUUGCAACUGUGAGUUACUCUGGCUGCGCCGUCUUUCACGGGAUGAUGAUCUGGAGACCUGUGCCUCACCUUCACAACUAACAGGUCGUUACUUUUGGUCAAUCCCAGAAGAAGAGUUUAUCUGCGACCAGCCGCUGAUUACUCGCUAUACGCACGAGCUCAGAGUUUUAGAAGGUCAACGUGCAACAUUGAAGUGCAAGGCCAUUGGGGAUCCAGACCCCUCCAUACACUGGACUUCACCUGAAGGCAAGCUAAUUUCAAAUUCAACACGGACAGCUUUAUAUAAUAAUGGAACCUUAGACAUCCUUAUAACUACUGUCAAAGAUACAGGCACUUUUACCUGCAUUGCUUCAAAUGCUGCUGGAGAAACCACAGCAGCAGUGGAACUUCAUAUUAUCAAACUCCCACAUUUAGUCAACAGUACAAAUCACAUUCAUGAGCCUGAUCCUGGCUCAUCAGACAUUUCUACUUCGACUAAAUCUGGCUCAAACACUAGUAAUAGUGUUAGUGACACUAAGGCCAAACCAGAAAAGAGGGUGGAAGUUGCUGAAACAUCAUCAUCAUCUGCACUUAUUAAAUUUAAUUUGCAACAUAAUAUCCCUGGCAUUCGUAUGUUCCAGAUUCAGUAUAAUGGUUCUUACGAUGAUUCACUUGUUUACAGAAUGAUUCCUUCCACAAGCAAAAGCUUCCUUGUCACUAACUUGGCUGCAGGAACUCAAUAUGACCUGUGUGUCUUAGCAAUCUACGAUGAUGGUAUCACCUCCCUCACAGCUACCAGGGUUGUUGGCUGCAUACAGUUUACUACAGACGAGGAUUAUGUUCGCUGUCAUUUUAUGCCAUCUCAGUUUCUGGGAGGAACCAUGAUAAUUAUAAUCGGUGGAAUUAUUGUGGCUUCUGUGUUGGUCUUUAUUAUCAUAUUAAUGAUUAGAUACAAGGUGUGCAACAAUAAUGACCCACACAAGAUGACAAAGGUCAGUAAUGUCUAUUCUCAGACAAAUGGAGCUCAUUUGCAAAUGUGCAGUGGAAUAAUAACCCAUUCAAAUUCUAAAGUCAUCAUGGGUCAUGAAGAGAACACACAGUAUCAUAAAGAUCCCAAAUCACAAUCGUCAGAUUCUACCAUGAGCCAGGAAUGUGUUACCACUACCUCCAUUGUACCACCUGACUGGACUACAGGUGUUACUGCAUCUCAAAAGCUGAAAAGAAAGGCUGGGCCAAAGUCAAGUGUCGAAAGACCAAUGGAAGCUUUCACCAAUGUUGAGACAUCCAAAAAGAAAAGGGAAAAUACUGCAAUUUCACAGAAGCCCUCCUGUGCUCCAAUUUCUCUGAAAGAGACACCCACAUUUAGACGAGCACACUCUAAGUCCAUUAAGUAUCUUACUCUGCCAACAGAAACAAGCAGAGCUAAACGGAGAUACUCACUCAAUGGAGAUUUAUCGGAGUAUCACUGCUAUACUCAUUCACAAAAGAUUAGCAGCCUGUGGUCAAAAAGAAGCAUGUCAAUGAAUGGAAUGUUGUUACAGUUGGAAAACUCUGAUGCUGAUAGUGGGAAAGCUACUUUCUCAAGUUCUGAGUGGAUAAUGGAAAGCACCGUGUGACACUUUAAAUAUGUUACAGUGAAGGAACACUGCCUUGUAACAGAUUGGGAAUUCUAUGCUCGUCUUUCAGUUUGAUGGCAUUUCCAGCAAGCUAGGAAUGGGGAACUGGCUCAUGCACGCAAUUCUUUGAUAGAAAUCAACAGACAGCACCGAAAGACCUGAAGGUAAAGCACGAUUUAGCACCGGUGCCUUAUCCUGCUUUAGGAUUGGCUUUCUGGUUCCGGAGUAUGGGAUAAAUGAGUGAUUUUUUUUUUCA